CAGAAAUGAAACUGCUGAUUUGCAUAUGAGAGCAUGAAAGUACUGAAAUCUUUAAAAUUUUUGAAUUCGUCUGCUUAUUACGGAACAUCUACGUUGUCACCUACUACAACCCAGAAUUUAUAUUUAACCUCGUCGAGGACGAGAUUUGAACGUUCUUUUCUUUUUCGGCCAUUACCCAAAGCCAUGGGCAAAUUUAUGAAAACAGGCAAGGUAGUUCUUGUGCUGAAUGGCCGAUUUGCAGGUCGUAAAGCGGUCAUAGUAAAGAAUUAUGAUGAAGGUACAACAGAAAAACCCUAUGGCCAUGCACUUGUUGCUGGAAUCGACAGAUACCCCAGAAAGAUCACAAAAAGUAUGGGAAAAAAGAAACAAAAGGACAGAUCUAAACUUAAGAGUUUCCUCAAGAUAUACAAUUUCAACCAUCUGAUGCCAACAAGAUACUCUGUUGAUGUUAACUUAGACAAAGCUACAGUAAACAAAGAUGCUUUCAGAGACCCAGCUCUGAAAAGGAAAGCAAGAAAAGAUGCUAAAGCUAAAUUUGAAGAAAAAUACAAGACAGGAAAAAACAGAUGGUUCUUCCAGAAGUUACGAUUCUAAGUUAACAAAUAAAUUUAAAAAAAAACA
Messenger RNA from Mytilus trossulus (common blue mussel), 621 nucleotides. Its product is annotated as large ribosomal subunit protein eL27-like. NCBI's taxonomy places the organism in Eukaryota, Metazoa, Mollusca, Bivalvia, Mytilida, Mytilidae. The transcript has 5 exons. Gene Ontology annotation, biological process: translation. Gene Ontology annotation, cellular component: ribosome; cytosolic large ribosomal subunit. The record is from RefSeq and is a predicted model, not a curated record. The coding region runs from base 34 to 594 and encodes 186 amino acids. Gene Ontology annotation, molecular function: structural constituent of ribosome.